AUGCUGAGCGCGCUGCUGACGGCGCGGACGGCGGCGCAGGGCGCGGGCACCCUGUAUGAGCUCGCCGGCGCGGAGUGGUGGGAGGCGCGCGGCGAGGCGCCGCCGCCGCUGCCACCAGAGGGUGUGCUGCAGGGGGUCAUGCGCGACCUGUUCAGCCCCGCGGCUCGCGGGCGGCUCAGCAGCUUCGGCGGCGCCGCGGGCAGCGGCGCGGCCGUGGGCGCGGCCGCGCAGGCGGCGGAUGGGGCCGAGCACCCGCAGCCGGCGCAGCAGGCGGCGCUGCCGCGCGCUGCGUGCCGGGGCAGCCUGCUGGGGCGUCUCGCGCUUCACUGCCUCACGUUUGGCAACGCGCGUGCCAUCGCGCUGCUGUGGCAGCGUUUUGUGGAUGAGCCGCCGAGCCACCGCCGCCCCGGUCCCCUGGCCGCGGCGACGGCGGCGGCGGUGGCGGCGGCGGCGGGCGGCAGGCGGGGAUGGGCGGGCCGCCGGCGCCCGACCACCGGGCGUGCCUGA
Monoraphidium neglectum is the source of this 507-nucleotide messenger RNA. RefSeq lists its product as hypothetical. The transcript has 2 exons. The coding region runs from base 1 to 507 and encodes 168 amino acids. NCBI's taxonomy places the organism in Eukaryota, Viridiplantae, Chlorophyta, Chlorophyceae, Sphaeropleales, Selenastraceae. The record is from RefSeq and is a predicted model, not a curated record.